Molecule: messenger RNA, 4123 nt
Organism: Hylaeus anthracinus
Lineage: Eukaryota; Metazoa; Arthropoda; Insecta; Hymenoptera; Colletidae
Product: structural maintenance of chromosomes protein 4-like
Exons: 4
Coding region: 107-829 (240 amino acids)
Source: RefSeq, a predicted model, not a curated record
CAACACUGCCUGAAUGCCUGAAUGGUCACCAGUAAUACGUAAACAACGUACGUUGAAGCCGUUACGUUUUAUUAUGGUUUCGUUGACGUAAAAUGUUUUGGUGACAAUGGAAGAACUUAAUUGGGACAUUACGCAUGUUCUUCAGAAUACAGAUUUUACCGUGUUAGAAAAGUUAAUAUCGUAUUAUUCUAAGUUUCGUGAAGAGAUUGCCGCCAAAGUGGAAGAAACAAUUGCUUAUGAAAUUGAGUCUAGAGAAAAAAGAGCAUCGAGGACUAGUAAAAUAUCAGAAUUGCAACAUGAGCUCGAGACUUUGAAGACUAAAAUUGAUGAGGAAAAAUUAGAGCAGAAGAAGUUGGAUAAAAAGAUCCAAAAUGCAGUUAAACUGCAAGAGACAUUGCAGGAGGAAGUUGAGCAUGAAAAAUUAAAAAGAGAUAGUUUGUCUAUCGAAAUGAUCGACUUACAAGAAGAGGCUGAAAAAAGGAGAAAGCAUAAAAUAGCAACUUGGAAUGCUAUUAAACGUGCCUGUUACAUUUAUAAGCAAUACUUGGAUUGUCGCAUACAAUUAAUAAAUAGUAAUGAUGAAUACGAACAUAUACAAAUUUCAUUUUUUAUAACUGAUGCAGAUGCAGAAGACAAAUAUUUUGUUCAGUUGUUUAAUUCGAAGGGUCACUGGAAAGUGAAAGAAAUUCAACCGGAGCUUAAAACAGAGGAUUUAAAAGAUUUGAAAGGCAUCGUCGACUUGCAUAAAAAUUCAGAAAUUUCAGACGUCACUGCAUUUCUUUGUAAUCUAAGACAUAUUUUUGUUAAAUAUUACUUCAAUAUAAAAUGACAAUAGGAAACAUCUUCAAUAUGUUUGUUACUUACCCAUGCCUAAUAAUAUAAAAGGAAAUGUAUAAUUUUACAAUGUUAUGUACUAAUUGUUAUAAGAUUAAAGCCUUUAUUAAUAAAAACUAAAAUAUCUAAAACGCCUCAUUACAUAUAUAGAAUUUGUAACGCUAAACAUCGCGGACUUAACAUUGGUAUGAUCUUAUUAAAAUAUAAUAUUUAUCAUUAGUACAGUAAUCUUCUGGUAUUGUUACAUAUAUAGUGUCGCGUGUCUUGAUGUACUACCUCCUUACAUACAGAUCAUGUUAGAAACAGUAAACUGCUAAUCACAGUGUGGAUAAAUUACUUAGGUACUAAAAUUACAAACAGGUCUCCAUUUUAUUUCUAUUUAUAUAUAUGGCACCUACAGAGAUAUAUUCGUAAUUAUAUCUGUUUCAUAAAUAUGCGAAAAUAAACUUCGUUUGGAGUAAAAACAAUCGUUCAACCUGCACUGAACUCUCAAUUUUGUUAAACUUUAAAUACGUAUGUACUUAUUUACCAAACAAGUACUAUAAAUAUCAUCUAAUACUCGGUAAUUCGUUCUUUAUUUUUUGUAGUGCUAACAAUUCACCUAUUUAAAAGACUUAACUAAUAUAUAUUUAUAUAUAACUUCAUUCGAUUUUUAUAAGAAAGAGAAAGGUCAAGCAACGUUUUAUACAAACGCGUACCUUUUGAACAACAAAGAAACAAAAUGGAACUAUGAUAUCGUGAAGAAAUCUUGAAAGUAUAAUUUUCUGUCGAUUUUUUUUUUUAUUUGGAACUAUAAUUAAAUGUCGAAUGGUAAUAAUAAUAAGCGUUGUGUCACUGGAAUUUCUCCACCACGCGAAGGCUAAAAAAGAAACUAAAUCUUUCUCAUCUGUAGUUCGCGUUAUAUUGAUUCAUACAUUAACAUAGUUACGUACGAAAUAUUCGCGCGUCUUACUCGUACAUGGAAAGGGCCAAUUGAUUAUGUAUGCAUAGAAGCACGUUGAUAACAAUUCAUCCCUAUUGGCACAAGUUAACGAGGGGGUCAAUUGAUCGCCCACUGCCAAUCAGCCCAUAUCGCGUACACAACGUAAGUUAACAGAUUUCACUUACGCUAUUGACCCGCCCGAUCGUUCAUUUACUCGAUCAUUCAAGAAUUGAAGAUCGAAGCGUCGACGAUGAGAAUAUCGAUGGUUUACUAUGAUGUAAAACGCGAUAGCCGUAUUCACGUUGUCGGUGUCGAUCGGCUUUGAUACGAUUAUUACCUAGCGAAUGACUCGUUAUUUAAUCAAGAAUUUAUUUUUCUAAACAAAAACAAAACAGAAAAAAAUAUAAUUCGAGAAAACAUGGUUUUACGCUCGUUGCGAUUUGAGAAAUUAAUACGUUUAUUCUCAGCUUUUACGAGUCAAAAUCACGAUUAUAGUAAGGAAUCAAUUUGUCUCGAACUUUCCAAAGCAAUCGAAGAACUAUACUUGUCACGUAUGACAAAUUUACGAAAUUAAUUAGAGGAGAACGAGGUUUUACGAAGAUAGGGGUUUUGUGUUUUAUACAUUUCUAUCUUAAACUAUUGUGCCAAUGUAAAUAGUAAAUCUUCUAUGGUCAGGUAUUCAAGGUGCGAUAAAAUAUGUUUUAUAACUUCUCGUUCUGCUCUUAUUAUCACUUACAAAUUGUUUUCUGCUUUGGGUAAUUCGAAAGAGACCCAAUCCACAAGUGCUUGGAAACGUUUAUCAUGUUUCCUCCUCAAGACUAAUAGAUAUAUUAAUUCGUCAAAUCGAGACACCAUUGUGCAUUUACCAAUAAAGAUUUUUACCUAAUUAUAUCUUACACAUUAUCAUCGCACGCUAGAUCUCACAAUCAGUCGGUAUCAUCCGAUACUAUUAACGAAUAAACUAAUGCGAAUCGGUGCACGAAGAUCAUGAUACACGAUACGUCGCGCAAGCGUUAUGGAUAAUACUUUGAAGCAUGGAUGAUUAACGAUGACUGAUUAACGAUGAUUCACUACCAAAUUUCUUACGUGGUUUUGUUCGCGUUUAUGAUCGUUUCGACGAAUGUUAACAAUAAUAUUAAUAAUAAUUAAGAAAAGAAAGUAAUAGGCGGAAAUGAAUGGUACAUGGGAAUUCGAAUUCGAGGAGGAUGCUUAUCUACCGUAAACACGACGUAUGGCGUUCAAGAAGUAGCGGGAUUAAUGACUAUUUACAGCGUGGUAAUGUCACCUAUUACAAGACAGAGACUUCAGCGGUUUGUUCUUCUAGACUUAUAAAACGGGAAUUAAUCGCUCAUUGUUAUUACACUCUCUGUCUUUCUCUCUUGAUCUGUGAAACGAUAUCUCCUUUCCGGCGUAAAUCCUCUCGAGUUUUGGGUAAAGAGAUGGGCAAAACUCUUAUCUAAACAUAACGUAGAAAAGAUAACCAACUUUCGAGUAAUUAUUUAUAAAAAACUUAUACCUUGGAUUAUUAUGAUUUUGGAGUGUGUCGUACGAAAUAGAGUCGCAAAUGGUUUCUAAGAAAACCUUGCUUUAAAGUGCCGCGUAUUAUUCUAAUUCUAAUAGAGAAUUUUAAUGCCGAAUGGGUAUUAAUCUUUUCUAAUUGAUCUAUUUCUUUUUUUUUUUCGUAAACAGAACUCAUUCAACUCCCAACAGUAUUUAUGUUAAAACAGCAAAAUAAACUAAAGACGAUACGAUUAAGUUCGAGUUUAAAUUCAAAUUUGUUUAAAUCGCUACGAUGGUUUUUAUUAGGUAUUAAUUUUUUAAAUAAAAUUCUGCCCAUCCCUGAUUGGGUACCGUCUCUUCCGUGAUACAAAGGAACCACAAACUCUCACGAUAUGUGAUGGAAGCACGUUAAAAUAAAUAUAUAUAUCUCUCGUCACUUAAUAUAUACUAGCGAUCACGCGUGUUUAUCCACUACCGAUCGAAGGCUGACUUCUAAUCGUCGAACAAUUGUUAGCUGUCGAUCGGCAGAUUACUCGCGCGUGAACAAGUCUCGUCGGCGUUCGAUGAAGUUCGACUAGCGACCAUGUCGUCCCCUAUUAUACAAUUUUUUCGGAACACAGUAAUUUCUCUCUUAAGUUGCCCACGAGUAAUGUCGUUUCUCCUGUCAAAUUUUAAAAAUAUUCCCACCUAUUCAAAUAUAUUGAUAUUUAGUUGAUACGUAGUGUAGUUUAUUGAAACAUUCUAAAUGAAUUUGUUGAUUUUAGUAUUGAUACCGAAUCAAUCCACGAAUUCCACAGGAUCAGUUUAUUUUUAACACUUUAUCUACCGGGCUAUUUAGAAACAAUCUUUAAUUAAAAAAAGAAUAUU